AUGGGCCUCUCGCCUAUGUACAUCUGUCUUCUGGUGAGCGGUUUCUUCCUGGCCUGCUCUGCAAUGAGGUGUUAUGCGCUGCUAGUGCUCGUAUCCGCCUUCGGUUCUGCUGCCGUAAUCCAUUCAGCCGGCCCACAACGAGCCCUCAAAUGGGCAUUUUCCUUUCAGAUGAGCUGGCAGACGCUUUGCCACAUGGGGCUGCAUUAUAAAGAAUAUUACCAGCAAGAAGCCGCGUGCAUCAGAUUCUCCAUGGCUCUUUCUACCCUCAUGCUGAUGACGCAGAGGGUCACCUCCCUAGCUCUGGACGUCCAGGAAAGAAAAGGGAGGAUGGGGGCACCAAAGACCUCCAAGGGGGGUCCUCUGAGGAGGUACCUGCUGCGAACAUUGCCGUUUUACAGUUAUCUGCUCUCUUUCCCCACCUUGCUGGGAGGCCCCCUGUGCUCUUUCCACAGGUUUCAGGCAUGGGUAACGAAUCCUGGCGUCCUACACCCCACACAUCUCCUCUGGGCUGCCACGCGGACAGGCUUGGGUGCUCUGCUUCUGGCCCUCUUGAAAAACAUUGUGAGGGGAUAUGCUCGCCCUCCGGACGGCCUGAUGACUUGCUCCGACUUUGGCUGCAUCCCCGCGCUGUGGACCUCCGCCCUGUUCUUCAGGCUGGCCUAUUACUCUCACUGGAUGCUCGACGAGAGUGUCUUCAUCGCCGCCGGUCUGGGGCUGGAACUCGGUCGUGACCGAUACGCCGGGACCACCAACGGAGUUCUCCUAGACACGGAUAUCUGGACCCUGGAAACGACCAACCGGAUCUCUGUCUUUACCCGAUCAUGGAACAAGAGCACGGCUCAGUGGCUCAGGAGGCUCGUCUUCCAGAGGUGUCCUUCUCGUCCCCUGCUGGCGACCUUCGCCUUCUCGGCCUGGUGGCACGGCCUCCAUCCGGGCCAGCUCUUUGGGUUUCUGUUCUGGGCUGUGAUGGUGGAAGCCGAUUACCGCAUCCAUCGCUUUUUCCAGCCUUUUGCCAAAUCGCAGCCUUGGCGGUUGGUGUAUCAGACCCUGACCUGGUGCCAGACGCAGCUGAUAGCAGCGUACAUUAUGCUCGCUAUUGAAAUGCGGAGUUUUGCCAUGCUUUGGCGGCUGUGUUCUUCUUACAACAGCUUCUUCCCACUAGUCUAUGUCGUUUCACUCCUACUGUUAGCAAAUAGAAGAGCGGGCAGCCCCGGUGUUGCCCCUCAAAUAUCCCGUCCUCCGUGGAGGGUUGAUAAAUGA
Messenger RNA from Euleptes europaea (tarantolino), 1260 nucleotides. It is a transcript of the gene MBOAT4, whose product is annotated as membrane bound O-acyltransferase domain containing 4. Bases 1 to 1260 code for a protein of 419 amino acids. The transcript has 3 exons. Gene Ontology annotation, molecular function: serine O-acyltransferase activity. Gene Ontology annotation, cellular component: endoplasmic reticulum membrane. Gene Ontology annotation, biological process: peptidyl-serine octanoylation; lipid modification. NCBI's taxonomy places the organism in Eukaryota, Metazoa, Chordata, Lepidosauria, Squamata, Sphaerodactylidae. The record is from RefSeq and is a predicted model, not a curated record.